AUGGACGAAAAGACCUCGAAUACUGUUAUCGCCAAUGCCUCUUCCACGGCCUACGGCCACGUCGAGCGGGACCUCAAGGCCCGACAUGUCACAUUCAUCGCACUUGGAGGAAACCUCGGCACAGGAUUGUUUCUGGGUAUUGGACGAGCACUUCGAUACUCCGGCCCUAUAUCACUCUUUCUGGGGUAUGCUAUCGCGAGUACCGUGGGCUUUUUGAUGAUGAUGUCCCUCGGCGAAAUGGCUGCUUGGCUCCCCGUACCUGGUGCUAUUCCACAGUUCUGCGCUAGGUAUGUCGACGAUGCACUUGGAUUCGCAGUUGGCUGGAACACAUGGUUUAAUGCUGUCGUUACACUCUGUGCCGAGAUAGCAGCUGUGUGCAGCAUCAUUCAGUUCUGGUCCGGCGCGGAGGACAUUAAUGUUGCCGUGUGGAUUGUGAUUUGCAUCGUUGCACUUUUGGCUCUCAAUGUUCUUGCUGUCAGUAUCUAUGGAGAGGCUGAAUUUGUGUGCGCUAUCAUCAAACUAUGCGGUAUCAUCGGUCUGCUUCUUGUCGCCCUAUGCAUCGAUCUUGGCGGCGUGCCAACCCAGCCUCGACUGGGUUUCCAUUAUUGGAAGACGCAGGGAAUGAAAGAGUACAUUGCAAAAGGAGCCGAAGGCCGAUUCCUGGGGUUCUUUUACACUCUGGUGAAUGCUUCGUUCUCUCUCGGUGGAAUUGAAACCGUCGUCGUUGCGGCUGGCGAGGCCGAAAAUCCACGACGCAACAUUCCACGGGCAAUCAAGCGUGUCUUCUGGCGACUUCUAUUCUUUUUCGCUUUCGCUUCCCUGGCUCUCGGAUUGAUUUGUCCGAGUAACCACCCGAAGCUUCUUGGUGGAAGUUCAGACUCAAAUGCCGAGUCUCCCUGGGCGAUAGCAGUCAAGGUGGCAGGUAUCAAGGCGCUGCCCUCAAUAGUCAAUGCUUUGAUUCUUAUAGCCGGAAUUUCGGCGGGAAAUUCAUACGCCUUCAUGGGGACCCGGUAUCUUUACGCUCUGGCUCAAAACCGCCAAGCACCACAGAUAUUCCUCCGGUGCACUGGCAAAGGAAUACCUAUCUGGGCUUUGCUUGCGACAAUGUCAAUAUCUGCAUUGACUUUCAUGUCAAUGGGAUCGAGCUCAAGUAUUGUAUUCCAAUGGUUCCAGAACCUGAACACCGUCUCAGCACUGUACACUUGGAUAUCUAUCUGUGUCGCCUAUCUUCGUUUCCAUUCGGCCCUUAAAGCGCAGAACAUUGAUCGUGUUUCCUUACCUUUUUCCUUCCCCCUGCAGCCUUAUUCGACAUACGGUAUACUCACAUAUCUUUGCAUCGUACUCUUUUUCAAUGGGUACAAUUAUAUCGCGGGUGGUUGGAAUACUCCGGGUUUCAUCACAUCCUAUGUUGGAUUUUCUCUUUUCUUCUCCUUCUUUUGGUUUUGGAAGAUCUUCAAGCGCACAAGAUGGAUUCCUUCCAUUGAAGCUGAUCUUUUUACUGGAAAAGCCGAGCUUGAUGCAAUCGAGUGGCCUCAAAAGCAGCCUCGGAAUGUUGUGGAAAAAUUGUGGCUCAAGUUUAUAUAA
Messenger RNA from Penicillium salamii, 1584 nucleotides. The record is from the annotation of a GenBank genome assembly. NCBI's taxonomy places the organism in Eukaryota, Fungi, Ascomycota, Eurotiomycetes, Eurotiales, Aspergillaceae.